CAACAACACCCAACAGGCUGUCUCUGCUGCUUCUUGAGCUCUGCAAACGUUGCUAGACCUCGACAACUUGCGAGCUGGGUCUUUUACUUGACCGGACUGUUUUUGUGAAUCUCUUGCUCUCCUUCGUCACCAGGCGCUUGCGGUGCUUAUCGCCAGCCUGCAAUUCCCGGUCUUCUUCUCUCCCCCCUCUCCCUCACAAACAAAAAAGCCCCUCCAAGACAUCCGUUGAUUCCCUACUCACCCUCUCGUAUCACCCACAAUUCAGCAGGCUUUUGAUCAUAAUCCUGUCAGGAUCGUGCAGUCUUUGCCUCAGUCGUAACGUCAUCUCCUACUUCACAUGGCCCGCGAAAGACCUGAGCUGAUCCAACAACCUCCGAUGCCACAACCCUGCCCCUUUCGUUCUGCGUCAACGCCAUCAUAUGGCAGCCCGCAGAGACAUCAUCGCCGAAAUCCAAUCGUCAGGCGGCCUGUAAAGGAAACGCUUGAUGCCCGCUCGGAGUACACUACGAGCCAGGACGAUGGAACUGCUGAACACAGAAUCAACCAGUAUGUGAUCAAGCAGGAAAUUGGUAGGGGUUCCUUUGGGGCAGUGCACCUUGCGGUUGAUCAAUUUGGAAACGAAUAUGCCGUUAAAGAAUUCUCAAAAGCUCGUCUCAGGAGACGGGCCCAGUCUCAUCUGUUGCGGAGACCGCGCGGUCCAAAGCGUCCUUCCGAUGGCUUAAAUGCCCCGCUUCAUUGCCACUCAGCAGGGGUGGAGGACCAGAAGCAGAAUGCCCUAUACUUGAUAAAGGAGGAAAUCGCAAUUAUGAAGAAAUUGAACCAUAAUAAUCUCGUCUCACUGAUAGAGGUCUUAGAUGAUCCCACGCAAGACUCUCUAUAUAUAGUCAUGGAGAUGUGCAAGAAAGGCGUGGUCAUGAAAGUUAGCCUCGAAGAAAGAGCCGACCCAUACGAUGACGCUCUCUGUCGCUGCUGGUUUCGCGACUUAAUCCUGGGUAUAGAGUAUCUUCAUGCUCAGGGUAUCGUACAUCGAGAUAUCAAACCAGACAAUUGUCUCGUAACAAAUGACGACGUCCUGAAAGUCGUUGACUUUGGAGUCUCUGAGAUGUUCGAAAAGGACUCGAAUAUGUACACGGCGAAAUCUGCGGGCUCUCCUGCCUUUCUUCCCCCGGAGUUAUGUGUCGUGAAGCACGGCGAUGUCUCGGGGAAAGCGGCAGAUAUAUGGUCGAUGGGCGUCACUCUGUACUGUCUACGCUAUGGAAAGCUCCCUUUCGAGAAACAAAGUAUUUUCGAACUUUACGAAGCCAUCAAGAACGACGCAGUAGUCUGUGAGGGUGAAACCGACGACAAUUUCCGAGAUUUAAUCUCUCGCAUCCUUGACAAGGACCCAACGAAACGGAUCCAGAUGCAUGAGUUGCGAGAACAUCCAUGGGUAACGCAAGAUGGGUUGGACCCUCUUCUGCCGGAAAGUGAGAACACGGCUGAGAUAAUCGACCUUCCCACCGAGGAGGAGAUGAAUUCAGCGAUUACUAGGACUAUUGGGCACGUCAUGGCCGUGAUUAAAGCUGUGAAGCACUUCAAGAGGCUCCUCGGCCCAGCAAAGGCUGAUCCUUCAAUGCAAAGCAUUCUCGGUCAGGAAUAUGAGGCUCAUUUCGUAGAACCUCCACUUGAAUUGGAGCCUGAGGAAAGCUUCUCGACCGGUCACACGGGCGCGAAGACCAAAAAUCGAAGUCUGAACACAUACAGCAGCACAGCUUGGGGGCAGCACCAUGCCUUGAAAGGAAAUUAUAGUCAGCCUGAAGAACUACCCGAUAGCCGGUUAUCAGACACUCCUGAAGUACUUCAUACACAAGAGUCAACCACCAGCAACAUAGGCGGGACUGACACGAAAUCUGAGUUUGAGAGAAGAGACUCGAGCUCCCUACGCAGCAUCAAUGUUCAUGGGGGAUCUAAUGACGACCUGCAACUCAUCUCCAUGCCCCAAUCUCCGUCUCCUUUAGUCCCACUAUCCCGAGCGAGUUCAGCCACAACGAAGCGUAGCGUUGAGGGAACACGCGGACAUGCACGCGACCCUCUUGAAGAAGAAUUUCCUUUCCUUUUCAUUGGACCCUCGACAUACAGCGGCUUACUUGUAAGCGAAGGACACGAAACUUUAGCAGACAAUUCCAUCCCAGAGGAGCCAGGAAGUCCGGUGGCCAAGGAGUCAGUCGAUAUGGUAAACGACAUGCAUACUAACCUGGACACCGACAUGGCCUAUCCUGUUGUGAGCGAAUCUCCGGGUGCUGCGGAAUUUGACAUCUACGAGAUUGCAUACCGACAGGAAAUCGAGCGAAUCCGAGCGCACAGCCUCCCUCGGCAGGGCAGUGAGCCCAAGGUGUACCUGACCCGUCGCGUGGAAGGCAAGGACGAUGUGAUGAAGCUGGUGGGCCAGAGUGCCACAAGAUUGGGGCCAAUGUAUGGUGUAAAGAGGAUGCCUGGCCCCAGCUUGGCUUCCGCCGUGAGUGCGAUCAGGCUGCAACUGGAACAACAGGGUAAACCGAACUCUAUGGAUGUGACAUCGUCGGCUACUGCAACCGGGAUCACCGCUACGGAAGCAAUGCACACUGAACUCUCUGCAUCUCAAUUACGAGACAUACUCGAUUGAGUGAGAAAGGCUGCGGGGCCACCAGAGAAUGAGUGUAGCAUUUCAAUAGCGUUCGCUGUACCUCACAACAAGGAAAGUGGAUCGUAUCUACACAUGGAUUCGUUUGCGCUGUGCGCCCCCCUUACCCCUUCCUGCCGUACACUCAACUUUCUGGGCCUGCUGUGUGGAUUUCCUCGUGCAAGGUGACUCCAUAUUAUCAUAGACCGGAUCAAAUGCUGUAUUCAUAUAUAACACUGU
Messenger RNA from Aspergillus saccharolyticus JOP 1030-1, 2878 nucleotides. RefSeq names its product putative calcium/calmodulin dependent protein kinase. The record is from RefSeq and is a predicted model, not a curated record. Gene Ontology annotation, biological process: protein phosphorylation; intracellular signal transduction. Gene Ontology annotation, cellular component: cytoplasm. Lineage: Eukaryota; Fungi; Ascomycota; Eurotiomycetes; Eurotiales; Aspergillaceae. The transcript has 6 exons. Gene Ontology annotation, molecular function: protein serine/threonine kinase activity; ATP binding. The coding region runs from base 338 to 2641 and encodes 767 amino acids.